Messenger RNA from Neopsephotus bourkii (Bourke's parrot), 964 nucleotides. RefSeq names its product proteasome 20S subunit beta 5 (gene PSMB5). The record is from RefSeq and is a predicted model, not a curated record. Bases 137 to 931 code for a protein of 264 amino acids. The transcript is spliced from 3 exons. NCBI's taxonomy places the organism in Eukaryota, Metazoa, Chordata, Aves, Psittaciformes, Psittacidae. Gene Ontology annotation, molecular function: threonine-type endopeptidase activity. Gene Ontology annotation, cellular component: proteasome core complex.
AUUGUGUACCCGCCAUUCCUCCAUAUUGAGCCCAGCCCCUCCCUCCUGCCGACUCAUGCCCUCAGCCAUCAUGGCGGCCGUGUUGCCGUGGUAACGGCCGCACCGCGCCUGCGCCGCCGCCCUUUUUCGUUCCAAGAUGGCGCUGGCGAGCGUGGUACGGGCGGAGGCUCCGCUCCCGUCCCGUUCCCUCCUCCCGGGACUCGCCGCGCCCCGGGACCCGGCCGGGCCCCCCGCCGGCAUCGCCGCCCCCCUCCUCCGGGAGCUGCCGCCGCUGCUGCCCGGGCCCGGCAUCCACCUCCUGCACGGCACCACCACCCUGGCCUUCAAGCUGCCCCAUGGCGUGGUGCUGGCUGUUGACUCGCGCGCCACGGCCGGCUCUUAUGUGGCAUCGCAGUCGGUGCAGAAGGUGCUGGAGGUGAGCGCGCGGGUGCUGGGCACCCUGGCUGGCGGCGCCGCUGACUGCGCCUUCUGGCAGCGAGUGCUGGCGCGGCAGUGCCGUGUGUACCGCCUGCGUCACCGGCAGCACGCCUCGGUGGCCGCCGCUGCCAAGCUGCUGGCCAACAUGGUGUACCAGUACAAGGGCAUGGGGCUCAGCAUGGGCACCAUGAUCGGCGGCUGGGACAAGAGGGGGCCUGGCCUCUACUAUGUGGACAGCGAUGGCACACGCAUUCCAGGCACCGCCUUUGCCGUGGGUUCGGGCUCGCCCUACGCCUAUGGGGUGCUGGACCGCGGCUACCACCCAGAGCUGGAGCUGGAGCCUGCCUGUGCCCUGGCGCGCCGCGCCAUCUUCCAGGCUGCACACCGUGACGCCUACUCGGGCGGCCGUGUCUCCGUCUACCACGUGGGGCCCGAGGGCUGGCGCCGCGUCUCCUGCGACAACGUAGCUGAGCUGCAGGAGCGCUACGGGGCCGAGUGGGAUGGCAGCGAGUGAAGGAACAGUGUGGAACAGGCGGGUGGGGGGCGA